Molecule: messenger RNA, 2735 nt
Organism: Solea senegalensis (Senegalese sole)
Lineage: Eukaryota; Metazoa; Chordata; Actinopteri; Pleuronectiformes; Soleidae
Product: VIP36-like protein
Exons: 8
Coding region: 95-1099 (334 amino acids)
Biological process (GO): endoplasmic reticulum organization; endoplasmic reticulum to Golgi vesicle-mediated transport; Golgi organization
Cellular component (GO): endoplasmic reticulum membrane; COPII-coated ER to Golgi transport vesicle; Golgi membrane
Molecular function (GO): D-mannose binding
Source: RefSeq, a predicted model, not a curated record
AAAAGAGCCGUAGAAGAAGAAGUGAAAAAGUGGGAGUGUCGCGACAGGAGUAACUCAGUCGAGUCACACGAGAACUUUCUGGUUCCUCUUUCCAAUGUUUUGUUUUAAAAACGCCCGUGAAUUAACAUGUCUGUUUGCCGUCGCCGUGUGUGUGUUGACGGGUCACUCGCUGGCGAACGAGUCGGAGUUUCAGGAGGAGUUUUUGAAGCGGGAAUACUCUCUGUCUAAGCCUUACCGCGGCUUGGGCUUCUCUAGUUCCUCGUUCUGGGAUCUGAUGGGCAACGCCAUGGUCACACCUGACCACGUGAGACUGACCCCAGAUCUGCAGAGCAGACAGGGGGCAGUAUGGAGUCGCAUUCCACUCUUCUUGCAGGACUGGGAGCUGAAGGUUCACUUUAAAAUCCACGGCGUUGGAAAGAAGAAUCUGAACGGGGAUGGAAUGGCGGUCUGGUUGACCAGAGAUCGCAUGCAGGAUGGUCCUGCGUUUGGAAACAUGGCCCAGUUUGUUGGACUCGGAAUUCUCGUGGACACUUAUCCAAACUCUGAACCUGGUGACAAAUCUUUCCCGUACAUAUCAGUGAUGCUGGGGAACGGGACGGUGUCGUACGACCACGACCGCGACGGGCGCCCCUCUGCGCUCGCCGGAUGCUCGGCUUUGGUCCGCAACUCCCUCUACGACACGUUCCUCCUCGUCAGAUACUCCAGAUAUAAACUGAGGGUCAUGGUGGACGUAGACGGGAAGCAGGAGUGGAAGCCGUGUGUUGACAUCAGAGGACUGAGACUUCCCACAGGAUACUUCUUAGGUGCCUCGUCUGCCACUGGAGACUUGUCAGACAACCACGACAUCAUCUCCAUGAAGCUGUACCAGCUGACGGUGGAGAAGACUCCAGAGGAGGAGGCGGAGGAGCAGGAGAGCGUCCUCUUACCCAGAGUGGACGACAUGGAGCAGUUCAUAGUUAUAGUCGAGGAGGAAGGGAUGAGCGGAGUCCAGCUCUUUGUCACGCUCCUCUUCUCCGUCCUGGGCGUCGGCGUCCUCGCCGUCAUUGGACUCAUGUUUUACGGACGCUGGACGGAGAAAAGACGCAAGCGCUUCUAUUGAUCGGAGGACAUGUAUUUCUUUUCCUUUUAGGUUUUUUUUUUGUCUCCUUUUCUCAGACUGUAUGUGAACAUAUGUUAGAAAACUCUCAGAGUGAACAACUUCAAGAGCUGGAGAACAUGAUAAAACAGCCCAGAUGAACAAGUGAACGUCGUGGUCAGGUGAGCCACCUGUGGAAUAUCCUCUGAUAAAGCUGCUCUAGAAGAAAUAUUUAUUAUUAAAAUAAAGUGAACUCAUCUCAUUAAAGUGGGAACGAUUACAUCCCAUAGCACUGAAAACACGCUAGAGAUGGAAAAACCCAGGAACUUCAGAAUCGGAUGCUGUUAUUUAUUGAUUUACUGUAGUGCAGUUACCUCUUACAGCCACUCGGUGCUGCCAGUGAGCAGCUGUAACUUGCUGUGAAGACCAGUCAACCUGUGGAAAACCUUCUUUGAUGUUUAAAGGUCCAGCGUGUAAAUACUGACCUCUAGUGGUGAGAAUGCAGAGAGGCACAAAGGUGCGGCACAAGAUGGCUGCCUUCGCAAAGCGAGGCUACGAAAGCCAAAUGUUAAAAACACUGUUCAGCGAUUCUACACUUACACUAAACCCUAACCCUGAAUGUUACGCACUGGACCUUUAAGAGCGACUCGUAAACACUGUGAUCAGCUGACGCAGUUAUGAUUAAAUAAAGGACCACGCUUUAAAUCAGAGGUCACAAACUCGUACGACAAAUGUACACAGUGCAAAUGUGCACAGUACAAAUGUACACAGUACAAAUGCACACAGUACAAAUGUACACAGUACAAAUUGGCGCAUGUCGGUACGUAGAGUGCAACAUUCAAAAUGGUCGACUUUUCGUUCGUCUUGGUCUGUAACGUCUUCCCACCAAGAACGAUAAAUCGUCCACAGUUUAAAUGCAUUUAUGAUGCAAAAUCAAUCAGUUAUUAAAAAUAAAAGCACACAGAAAUAAUUCACACCAGUUUGAGACCUCUGCUUUAACUUAAUCUCAGAUUAUUUCCUUUCAGGUCGUGCAGCGACUAAAGCUUCAAACACUUCAUUAUGCGUGAUUCGUCGCCAUCUGCUGGAUGGUGUGAGUCCAUGACGUUUCGAACCUGUGGUUAUAUAAAUUACAUGUGAUGGAAUGGUGCCUUAUACUCCUGGUGUCCACCGGGUGGCGCUGCAGUUCAGACACUGACAAAAACAGUGUUUUGAUAGCAAAAUGUCCAAAAAACGCCACCUUUUAUGCGUUUUUCGUGUAAGACGGGCCGAUACUCGAUGAUGUCAUAGCUCCACCCCCUCUCACUAACACUGUUUUCAUCGGCUGGAGUUUGUUUCCAAUUUAUUUUCUUUCCUUAUUCGUUCAGUUUCUGUGAUUGUCUACAUUGUAAUGUACACGUAUUUGAAUAAAACUUUAUUUAAAAAAAAAACAACCAAACAUUUUAAUUUAAUUUGAACAAAUAUACAAUUAAAGAAAAAACUUCUGUCAAUUUUUGAUUUGAACAACAGUUAAAUGUGUCAUUUUCUCAGUUUAAUUCAACAGUCAACAGCGCCAUCUGCUGGCAUCUCGUCAGAGUUGUUUUGCCAACAGGAUUAAGUUUAUUUACGGUUCUUCCAUUAUUUGUAUUUUUCCAAAUGUCAGGGAUUAAAUCUGUGAAACCGC